Messenger RNA from Nematostella vectensis (starlet sea anemone), 3115 nucleotides. RefSeq names its product AUGMIN subunit 5. The transcript has 20 exons. NCBI's taxonomy places the organism in Eukaryota, Metazoa, Cnidaria, Anthozoa, Actiniaria, Edwardsiidae. The coding region runs from base 105 to 2264 and encodes 719 amino acids. The record is from RefSeq and is a predicted model, not a curated record. Gene Ontology annotation, biological process: spindle assembly. Gene Ontology annotation, cellular component: spindle microtubule; HAUS complex.
AACGAACGCCUGGAAGUAUUUUGAUUUAGAAAAAAUGGCGGAUCGUAUAUAAAGGAAUGUUUGUCCUGAAAUCGCACAAAACAAGGUCAUAAAAAUUACCAAGAAUGGCUGCAGCACGCCGAAGGACCGAUCAAAGUGACGGAUCGCUGGACAUAGAUGCACUUUCGCCCGAGCAACUUGCCGAAAAUCUUAGACGAUGGGCAGUGGAUGAGAUGAGAUUUCGACCUCAAGGGCGGUAUGUUAACGCUCCCUUGCCGACUGCUGAUGACUUCAAAACGUUGUGUAGAGGUCCAAUGAACGAUGUUUGGAAAUUUAUCAUCGAGCACAUCAAAUCUGCAGAGAAUUGUAAGAAAAUUAAAGGCAAUGUCAAGCUGCAUAAACUUCUUCACAAGCAGUCAUCAAAUACAAGUAGUAAAGGGGAUAGAAGCACCAGAGAAAAACUAGAAGCAGAACACACUCAGGUCAAUAGAGAGAUGGUUGAACUCAGAUCUAAGAUCAUGAACAUGCACAAGGAAAUAAAGCAACUGGAGGUGGACAUACUUAGGACAGUCAUAUACAGCAAGCAUACAGCAUACAGUGACAUCUGCGAGGAGAUUUCAUCACUAAACCAGAAGAGUGCACUUCUCAGUGCGUACUCCCAGCAGUGCAGGAAUAUUGGGGCAGCAUACCAAGAACUGACCAAUCAGAUUCAGGGAAGAGUGGAUGUUUAUCAAGACAUCCAAAGGAAGGCAUCCCAAGAACCUACCUAUUAUGAGGUGCAGCACCACAUAGACCAGCCAAUCGUGUCUAAUCUUCUAUCAGGGACAUCUGGGCGCUCGACUCCUCUUGGCCUGGAGAGUGCUUGUACUAGAGCAGUUCGCGAGACUUGUGAUGCCAUAAAAGCCUAUCUCAAGCAAGUCUAUGAGGAAGAAUUUGAUGAUGAUAUAGAACAGUCAAAGCCAAUAAAAGAUCCAAAAAGUAAAGAUCAACUAUGGACAGAAGUUGAGAUGAUUCUGGCUCAACAUCCACCUUGGAAGAUCCUGUCCUCGCUUAUCGUCACAUCCCAAGAUACUGCAAAUGAACUAAGGGAUCUCACCAGCAGAAUUAACCUCAAGAGGGAUGCAGAGGAGCUCAAGUUUUUGUAUGAAAAGGGAGGAAAGCUGACUGACAAGUCAACUCCACCCACACUUUUUCAAAGUGUUCACCAGCUGAUUGAGGAAGAACAAGCCUUGCAUUUCCAGAGAUUUCUGGCUGCAGAGAAAGCAAUGAAUGAAGCUUGGAAAGGACGUAGUAAACUGAAGUCCUUAAACCAUGAGAUGGAAAACAGGCUUUCGUCCAGAUACAGAGGCAUGCCAGGAAGCAAUGAUUUGGCAAGGGCCUUGUACCAGUGUGAGCUAGAAGUGGCUGCCUCACAGGCAUCUUUGGAGUAUCUUCAUAGGGCUGCAUCAAGACUGACCCAGGCUCUGAGGGAGAGGAAGUCUGCACUGGAAACAGUGCGCAGCAAACACAGGCAGAUUCAAGACUUUGAGAAACUGGCACAAUCCAAGCAAUCUGUUAUCCAAGCUCUCGUCAAGCAGAACUCUAUAGCACAAGAGAAACUUGAGCAGCUAAAGCUUGAGCUUCAGCACUAUGUCCAGGACAAGGUCUCUCCCCACCAAGCCCAUAUCCAGGCAAUUGCAGGCCAUCUGAGUAAUGGUGUAUACCAAGAAGUUGACAGAUUCACCUGCCUUCCUCUCAACAGGCUGAUUUACACUGACUCACAUAGUGAUCAGAGAGUACCAGUUGACGAGCUGUCAAUCUAUCGGCUGGACAGGGUCCGUGACAGGCCGGGCGGAGCAGGGGUCAGUGCACUCUUAGACAAGCUGGCUUUUCCUUUGUAUAAGGCCCCGGAAGAGUUGCUGCCUAAAGCUAUAGAAGUUACACAAGAAAUCGAAGACACAGCCGCUCUAGUACAGAGAAAACAGAGAGACCUGAAUGAAGUAGGCGGGGCAACCGCAGACAGAGCUGUCAAUCAUUUGAACUCCUUACGUAACGAAGUGACUCACCAAGACCGUGUGGCCCUGGACCAAUUGCUGCCUCGGGUUAACGAAAGCUUGGCGAAAGCUACCCGAGCACUUUCCGACUGCAUCAAUACCAAGGACUCCGCUAACUCGUGGUGGGAACAGCCUGCCCAGUUUGCGGUGCCCUGGAACCAAGUUGAUGGGAUGAAUAUGAGGCAAUGGCACGACCAGUGGACUCUGAACACGACCAGACUGAGACAGCUACAAAUGAGCCAACAGACGUGACAACGAGCAAGAGAACAGCACAGGUUUGCGUGAAACGUGGAAACAGUCAGAAAAAUAGGCACCAUCAUAUGUGACGCGCGUGACCAAAUGCACGCGUAUUCAAUACUUAGUGCAUUUCCGAGAACCAUAUUUUGGACAGUCUCUUCCAUAGCGCGUUCUUCCGAGAACCUAGCGUAUUUUAGGCACACUACCAUACUGUGCUCUUCUGAGAACCUAGUAAACUUUAGGUACUCUACCAUAGCGAGCUCUUCCAUGCAUUACUUUAAGCCCGGCGCACGAGGUGAGAAAAAUUUCACGCGUGCACUUUGCGCACUUCCUCGCGAGGCCAAAAACUCACAGUGUGUGGACGUCGAUCGAACGAACUCACGUCUCGCGAGCAACUGAGGCAAAAUUAUCUCCUGAUUGAACUGUGAGUUUCUGGGCUCGCGAGGCAGUGAGCAAAACGCACGCGUGAAAUUUUUCUCACCGUGUGCGCCGGGCUUAGGCAUUCUACCAUAGCGCGCUCUUCCAAGAACCUAGCGUACUUCACGCACUUUACAAAGAACCCCAGCGUGCGAAACCGGAACAUUAAGAAACAUAUUGUACUUUGAACAAAAGUCCUCUCUUUAUUACAAUAUUUACAUCAGCGGUGCGCGCGCAUAUUUAUGUACAUAAGUGUACUGCGGGCUCGAGCCACUAGUUUCUAGUCCCCGCUCUAUGAAAAUAGGGACCGCAUGGAUAUGAAUGUAGCUAGGGAGAGCUAUUGGGAUAAUAGAAAACUACAACAGACUGGAAAGUAUUUUGAAAUAAUUGGAAAAUCGUACUAAAGAAAGUCGAGCCCGUAUGUAACAUUUAAAUUAAAUCUGUUCACU